ACUUCCAAUCGAAAGCGGAAGUACAUUAGACAAGAAGUCGUUGCAAUUUCUCAGGGAUGGCUGGGAGACGGGCUAUUUCCAAAUUAAUGGAGAGGAGACUACGGGUACUUGUAGACAUGGACCAAACAAUUGCAGACUUCGAGGGAUAUUUUCUCACAAUGUAUAGGAAGAAAUUCCCAGAAGAACCGUAUAUAAACAUGGAGGAUCGACGUACAUUUUACUUGGGGGAUCAGUACGAAAAACUCCAGGAUGGACUUAAGAAAAAAGUGCAAUCCAUAUAUGAAGCUGAGGGUUUCUUCCGUGACCUUCCACCUCUUCCAGGCGCUUGUGAAGCCAUAAAGAAGAUGAACUCCAUGGAGGGGGUGGAUGUAUUCCUCUGUACCAGUCCCUUAUUUAAGUACCAGUACUCAGCCAAGGAAAAGUAUGAAUGGGUGGAGAACCAUCUAGGAAAAGACUUUAUAGACAAAGUCAUCCUAACUCGGGACAAGACCAUGAUCAACGGACACCUGCUGAUUGACGACCGACCCGACAUCAAAGGGGCCUGUGCUGAGCCAGUUUGGGAACACAUUUUGAUGACUGCCUGUCACAACAAACACAUGAAGCACGCAAAACAAGAAAGAUUAGACAACUGGACAGACAACUCCUGGCAGGCACUUAUCGAAGACCGCUUGAAAAGACUCUGAUGAUAAAAUUCAUAGUUUUGUAUUUAAAAUGUGACUUCAAAACAAAUUAGUUCUUAUUAUUCUUAUAUAGACCUCAUUUCUACACUGAAGAUACAUUGUAUACAUUUAACUAUACAUGCUACUCUUCUAGGGUUGAGAUAAUUCAGACAAACUACUGCAUGUUUUAGUGUUGAGAUAAUUCAGACAAGCUAGUGUUCUAGUGUUGAGAUAAUUCAGACAAGCUAGGGUUCAAGGGUUGAGAUAAUUCAGACAAGCUAGUGUUCUAGUGUUGAGAUAAUUCAGACAAGCUAAUGUUCUAGGGUUGAGAUAAUUCAGACAAGCUAGUGUUCUAGUGUUGAGAUAAUUCAGACAAGCUAGGGUUCUAGGGUUGAGAUAAUUCAGACAAGCCACUGUUCUAGGGUUGAGAUAAUUCAGACAAGCCACUGUUCUAGGGUUGAGAUAAUUCAGACAAGUUUCUUUUCUAGUGUUGAGAUAAUUCAGACAAGCUAGUGUUUUAGUGUUGAGAUAAUUCAGACAAGCUAGUGUUCUAGUAUUGAGAUAAUUCAGACAAGCUAAUGUUUUAGUGUUGAAAUAAUUCAGACAAGCUAGUGUUUUAGUGUUGAGACAUAAUUCAGAAAAGCUACUGUUUUAGUGUUGAAAUAAUUCAGACAAGCUAAUGUUCUAGUGUUGAGUUAAUUCAGACAAGCCAAUGUUCUAGUGUUGAAAUAAUUCAGACAAGCCACUGUUCUAGGGUUGAGACAAUUCAGA
This is a messenger RNA of Pecten maximus, 1430 nucleotides long. RefSeq names its product 5'(3')-deoxyribonucleotidase, mitochondrial-like. Gene Ontology annotation, biological process: pyrimidine deoxyribonucleotide catabolic process. Bases 57 to 683 code for a protein of 208 amino acids. The record is from RefSeq and is a predicted model, not a curated record. The transcript is spliced from 6 exons. NCBI's taxonomy places the organism in Eukaryota, Metazoa, Mollusca, Bivalvia, Pectinida, Pectinidae. Gene Ontology annotation, molecular function: 5'-nucleotidase activity.